Molecule: messenger RNA, 1764 nt
Organism: Hibiscus syriacus
Lineage: Eukaryota; Viridiplantae; Streptophyta; Magnoliopsida; Malvales; Malvaceae
Product: AAA-ATPase ASD, mitochondrial-like
Exons: 1
Coding region: 106-1647 (513 amino acids)
Molecular function (GO): ATP binding; ATP hydrolysis activity
Source: RefSeq, a predicted model, not a curated record
UGACAGAAGAAAAAGACGAUAUUUAUCAAAUCAAAAAAGAAGUAUUCUGCAGUAAACACAGAGCCAAAAAGGAGGAAAAACUAAGCCAAAAAGGAGGAAAAACUAAUGGAGAUGGUGCCAUCAACAAUGGCGGACAUGUGGACGAAAAUGGGUUCAACCUUAGCCAGCUUCAUGUUCAUAUGGGCAGUAUUUCGCCAAUACUGCCCUUACGAGCUACGCCGUUACUUCGAGAAAUACACGCACACAAUCAUGGGCUAUUUCUCCCCUUACAUCAAGAUCUCCGUACACGAAUUCACCGGCGAUCGGCUCAAACGCAGCGAGGCCUACGUCGCCGUGGAGGCGUAUCUCAGCGCCAACUCUUCGAAGACGGCCAAAAGGUUGAAGGCCGAGAUGGGGAAAGACAGCACAAAUCUGGUCCUAAGCAUGGAUGAGUACGAGAAGGUGACCGACGAGUUCCGCGGUGCUAAAAUAUGGUGGGUGGCGAGCAAAACGGUGUCGCCGAGCCGGCCCAUGGGAUAUUAUCAAGAGCAGGAGAAAAGGUAUUACCGGCUGACGUUUCAUAAACGUUACCGGGAAAUGAUCACCGGAGCUUAUUUGGAGCAUGUGGUUAAAGAAGGGAAAGAGAUCAGGGUUCGGAACCGGCAGAGGAAGCUAUACACCAACAGCCCCUGUUAUAAAUGGCCGAGCUACAAGCAGACGAUGUGGAGCCACAUCGUGUUCGAGCACCCGGCUAGGUUCGAGACAAUGGCGUUGGAACCGAGCAAUAAGAAGGAUAUCAUCGAAGAUCUGGUGACGUUUAGUCAGAGCAGAGAGUUUUAUUCUAGGAUCGGGAAAGUAUGGAAAAGAGGGUAUCUUCUGUACGGUCCACCGGGGACGGGGAAAUCGACCAUGAUCGCUGCAAUGGCGAAUUUGUUGAACUAUGAUGUUUAUGAUCUUGAACUCACUGCUGUUAAAGAUAAUACUGAGUUGAGGAAGCUUUUGAUCGAGACGACGAGUAAGUCGAUUAUAGUGAUUGAAGAUAUAGACUGUUCGCUUGAUCUCACAGGUCAAAGGAAGAAAAAAGGCGGGAAAGCUGUGGCGGAUGAAGAUAAAGAGAAGAUGGAGAAAGAGAGGAGAGAAGCGAAGGAAGAGAGCAACAAUGGCGGCGGCGGCGGCGGUAGUAGCAGAGUGACACUUUCGGGGCUAUUGAAUUUCAUCGACGGGCUUUGGUCGGCUUGCGGUGGCGAGAGGCUGAUCGUUUUCACCACGAAUUACGUCGAGAAACUUGAUCCGGCAUUGAUAAGGAGGGGAAGGAUGGACAAACACAUCGAGCUUUCUUACUGUAGUUUCGAGGGAUUCAAAGUGCUUGCUAAGAAUUAUCUGCAAUUGGAAACUCAUCCGUUGUUCGAUACCAUUGACGGGUUGAUGAAGGAAGUCGAUAUCACUCCGGCAGAUGUCGCUGAGAGCCUGAUGCCGAAAUCUCCGUUGGAUAAUGCAGAGAAAUGUCUUUGGAGCUUGAUUCAUGCUCUUGAGGAAUCCAAGGAAGAAGCUGCCAAGAAGGUUGCGGAGCAGGAAGAAACGAGUUCCAAGCAAAUUAAGGAUCAUGGUACUCCUGCCAUGGAAGAUGAUGUUAAACACCAUGAAAACAAUGUAUCAGAGAAACCCUGAUUCAUGCACUGAUUGUUAGAAGCGAUUCUAUGGGGCUGUUAAACCAAUGGUAUGUGAGCAUCAGAUUGGAAUUUUUAGUGUUUAAAUAAGCAGCUUUCAUUUAGCCAGCUUGAUCAU